UUAAUCCCUAUAAGUAACUACUCACUACUAAGUCCAAUAUCAGAUCUCCAAAACCGUAGUCAGGGCAGCAUGAAGGUUCUAGUUUCCAUCACAAUUUUCGGUCUUCUCGCAGCAUUCAUUGCUGGCGAGAGAUGUCAAGGAGCAGCCGACUGCACUCUGGAGACAUGCGCUUCUGGGUCAUUUAUCGGCUGCACACAGGGAAUAUGCACGUGCCUUACGGAGAGACGUUGUCGUGGACUUCGGGACUGCUAUGGACUUCCGGCCUGCCCGGACCAGGACGCUUCCUGGCACUGCUUUGACAACGUCUGCAAGUGCAUUGACAUCUAACGUGAUCGUACUUAUUUGUAUUGGCAUAAAUAAACAAAUG
Saccostrea cuccullata (small rock oyster) is the source of this 367-nucleotide messenger RNA. Its product is annotated as serine protease inhibitor Cvsi-1-like. The transcript has 3 exons. The record is from RefSeq and is a predicted model, not a curated record. NCBI's taxonomy places the organism in Eukaryota, Metazoa, Mollusca, Bivalvia, Ostreida, Ostreidae. Bases 70 to 327 code for a protein of 85 amino acids.